This is a messenger RNA of Talpa occidentalis (Iberian mole), 5060 nucleotides long. Its product is annotated as thyroid receptor-interacting protein 11-like. Gene Ontology annotation, biological process: Golgi organization; endoplasmic reticulum to Golgi vesicle-mediated transport. The record is from RefSeq and is a predicted model, not a curated record. Bases 786 to 4634 code for a protein of 1282 amino acids. The transcript has 2 exons. Gene Ontology annotation, cellular component: Golgi apparatus. Lineage: Eukaryota; Metazoa; Chordata; Mammalia; Eulipotyphla; Talpidae. Gene Ontology annotation, molecular function: small GTPase binding.
CGGGCCCGGGGUGCCGGGAAUCUUUGGAGGAUGAAGGCUCCAGGCGUCCUGGGGGGCGUGUGCGUUUUACCCCAACCCCCCAAAAAAGUUGCGUGAAAACCCCCAGUUGCAGACCGGGUGUUGCGGGCGCCGGCACUGGCUGCAAGACUCACAGGCGGGCGCCUGUUCAUCACCCGCGCCCCAAGGCUUCCAGCCAGACCUCAGCGUUUCCAGGCCGCCUGGCAUUGUUCCCUCAGCAGCGCCAUACUGCUUCGCCCUGUGCUUGCAGCCCUUCGGGGACGUUCGGCCGGGUAGUCCGACUGUGCCCGCGGGAUUUUCGUUGAGAUCUUCAGGUCAGUUCAGUCACCCGCAGUGUUUGAUAGAGUUGCACCUAGUUUGGGAGCCUCAGCUCCCACGAUCACCAUUACCCCGGCAACUGGGUAAUAGUGUACUAAUCUUCACUGUAUCCAUCUUGAACGUAGCAAAUGAUGUGCUGAAAGGCACAGGUAGAUUGGAGAAAACUAAUUUCAUCAGAAAGGAGAUCAAAGUCAUUCAGGCAUCGCGAAGAUUAGAAAAACGAGAGACCUAAAAAAAUUCUCUAUAGUGAUAUGGAAGAGUAAAACAUCAGACCUUCUCACACACUGUUGAAAUUUAACUACAACAGACACCCAACACUUCAAGUAAGACAGCACAGCUAGAAGAGCAAUUAAUUGCAGAAGCUGUAGCUACUCCAAGUCAAUUCUGGAGAUCGCCUUGCAUUGAAGUUAGUCCAAAGUGAAUUGCAUGUUAAUUGUUUGGAUUUAACCAUGCAGAAUCUUGAGGAUGAAACUGAUACUUUAGAACAUCAGUUAAAUCAGCCACAAAAAUGGAAUGUAGACAUUCAGCAAGAUCUUAACCAUAAAGAACAUAGUAAACAAAAUGAAGAACUUUGUGAAGCCAGGAAUGACUUAAGUUACUCUCUUAAUCAAAAUACUAAUAAUAAUCAUUUUGAGGAUGACAUACUUAAAGAAAGGGAAGCUGAAGAUAGAAACUUAAAGCAAAUAAUUUCAAAACUGGAACAACUAAGUAACAGUUCACAAGCUGUUUUGGCUUUCAAAAUGAAAUACGAAAAGUUGGUUUCGGCAUAUGAAGAUGUGAGACUUAUGUUGGAAAAGGAGAUUGUUUGGAACCAUCAGGAUUCUUUGGGGAAAAGUACCAUUGUGGGACUUUUCCAGAUGAAAAAAGCACAAUGGGAGACCAAUCUGCGAGAAGCUGAAAAGGGGCUGUCAGAAGUUGUGAAAAUAAGUGAGCAAACCAUUCAAGAAUUGUCAUGUAACUGUAACUUGGAUAGCUUUCCCUUAUGGCAGGAGCAGGAAGGUUUAAUUAGAAUCAUUCGAGAAAAAGACUUGGAAAUAGCAGAACUCAAAAAGAAUAUGGAGAGGAUAGAAGCCAAUCAGAAAACAACUAAGGCCAUUUUGUCAUCUCACUUAGAAGAGUGGCAGCAACUGGUACCACUUAUUAAAGACAUCAGUACAUCACUGAAAGACAAAGAGACUCUGAAAGAAGAACUGGAGCAACGGGAGGGACAGAGUCCAGUUGCACCUGUGGUUGAACCCAAAAUACCAGACACGAUGACAGAACUCCAAUCUGAGAUACAUCAACUGAACAUAAGCAAGGACAAUAAUCUUGAAGAAGACAUCAAUCCUCAUCCAAAGAUAACUGAGGACCAAAGCCAGAAAAUUAUGCAACUACUUCCACCUUUACGAGAGCAGGAGGAGGAAAUGGAUGAUCUCACAUACCAAUGUGAGCAAAUGAAUAUGGCAAAUAUUCAGUUCAUUUUAGCCAGUAAUAAGGAAAUUAAGAAUUUGAGGAAAACUCCAGAACAAGUAAAAACAUAUUCUCCUAAAGAAAACCAGGACAUUCAAACAGAAAAUUCUGUUAAUCUGGAAAAUGGAAGUGAAGACGAUUUCUCGCAAACCAAACCUGAAAGAUUAAUCAAAAAGCUUGAGAUAGAAGAGCUCACUGGCCAGACUACCGCCGACAUGGAUCAACUAUCCAAAGACGAGAUUGAUAGACCAACUGAAAUGAUUGAGCAGAAAUACUUGGAAACUCAAGAUCUUUACAGUAAAAUAUCUUCCAUUUCCCAUAGGCAGGAUGUUGGGGAUCUGCAGCAGCAACAAGCUUAUGGUUUGGUAAGGGAACAACAAGUACUGGCUGAGAAGACUCGGGAAAAUAACAAUCUCCAAGGAGAUUAUCACAAAAUGAUGGCUAUCAGUAUUGCAAAAGAAGCAGACAACUUAAGAAUUCCAGAUGAAGAUAAUAAACUGUCCCCUGGACUUGAAAGUCAUUUUCAAGACCUAGAUGAGGAAGCUGUGAGCAACCUAUUAGACAUAGACGAAGAAAAGGACAUGGAGAUCGAUGCAUUAAGUCAGAAAUGUCAAGCAUCACUGACACUUUUUCAAAUAUCCAGCACUGGGAAUAAGGUUGUUGGUGUCGAUUCUAAUCAGUUGGAGGCACUUCUACAGGAACAUCAUCAAUUAAAGCAGCAAGUUAGGAUACUGAAAGAGUGGAAACAGCAAGUAAUGAUUCUGGUGAAAAAUAUGCACAGCGACUCAGCUCACCGUGAAGAAAAACUGCUGCAGCUUCAGAUGCAAAUCUUGGCUUAUAGAGACAAUAAUUCUAAACUACUGAUGAACUAUGUUGACCUGUUACAAUAUUGUAAAGGGGAUGAAAUGAAAUUUAAGAGUAUGGAGCAGGAGUUAACACAAAUCCAACUGGCUAUAGGGCAGCUUUGCAAUGUCAAGGAUCUUUUGUUAGUUAAAAUUGACCUCCUUAUGACACAGCCCUUGACUGAAUCUCCACUUAUAGAAGAGUCUGAGGACUGUCUUAUGGCCAGUCCCGCUGCUGCCUUGAAUAAGUCUUCUAAAUUGCUUCAAGAGGAAGUGGAAGACUUAAGAAAAUUAAUGCAGGAAAAAGAUGCAACCAUUCGAAUGCUCCAGGUAGAGCACCAGAAAUUGUCUGACUCCAUCGCUGCCGCCUCAGAACUGGAGAGAAAACAACAUGAGCAAACCAAUUCAGAAAUGAAGCAGCUGAAGGAGAAACAAGAUGUUUUACAAAACUUACUUCAGGAAAAAGAGCUCCUCAUUAAAGCCAAAAGUAAUGAGUUACUUUCUGUUAGAGAAAAUUUGAUUAGCCAAGUGGAUGAAAAUGAAAUUUUAAGGCAGGCAGUUAUAAACCUGAAGGAGAGGGUAUUACAUUUUGAAAUAGAGUCAUGUAAACUAAAACAGGAAAAUGAAAAAAUAAUAGAAACAUCUCAGGAAAAGGCGGGAGAAAUGCAAGCACUUCAAGAAACAAAUGUGAAACUUUCGCAGCUCCUGAAAGAGCAAGAAUUGAAGUACCUUCCAGUGAAGAAGGUUUUGGAGCAACUAUCGAACGAAGAAGAACAGGGGAAGACUAGGAAACUAAAUCAGCUUUUAAACACAAUCACUUUGAUGCAAGAAAAGACGGUUUUAUUUCAACAGGAAAGAAAUGAGCUGACAGUAGCUCUGAAAAACAAACAAAUGGACAUUGAGGCUCUACAGAAUGAGAUUCGGUAUCUAUGCAACAAAGAAUUGCACUUAAAGCAGGAGCUAGAGAAUACUCAGAAGCAAGUUGUGGAAUUGCAAAACUCUCUCUUCUGUAAAGCUCGGGAUGCAGAUGACAAAGAGCUUAACUUAAGAAUGAAGAUCAUGGAACUGAAGGGAAAGCUAAGUUCAUCUUGCACUGCCACAGAAAGUGCAAGCCAUCAAGCCAAGAUACUGCAGGACCAACUGAAUAUCGUCAACAAGCAGAAAGAUGAAACUGCCGCCCAGCUCAGCGCCUGGCAGGAACAAGAAAAUCGGGCCUUAGCUGACACAAAGGUGGCCCUCGCUGAAUCAAUGGAAAAGACAGUCCAUCUAGAAGAAAAAGCAGCAUCAUUACAGGGGCAACUAGAUCGAGCUAAUGCUGCUGUGGAGCUGACGGUAGGACAAAUUGAAGACCUUAAAAAACAAAAUGACGUCCUACAGGAAAUGUUGGAUGCUGUACAAAAAAAAUGGAUGGAUUUGGUAACCAUAUCCGAAAGGAAUAUAGACAAGAGCCUAAUGAGAAAGCUCUUUUUGGAUUAUUUCCAAACACAGAAAGAUGAGCGGCAGCAAGUAUUACAAUUAAUCGGAAGCACUCUGGAUAUCAAAAAGGAAGAAAUGGAGUCGUUGAUGAGAGAAGAUCCAGUUGGCAUUAAAAGAUGGAUGACUGAGCAGCCUGGGUCACAAAAUGACCCCAACCCCCCUCGCAAACCAAAUGAGUCAUCUACGCAGAAGAAUUCUUUUUCAGAACUUUUUGUUCACUUUCUAAAAGCAGAAACGUCUGAGCCUUUGGCAGCACCGAAAAGACCUGCUCAUGGUGACAAGACUCCCCAGGCAGCAGGAAAGAAAACAGUGAAAAAGGGGCCACCAAGUCUAAAAACUGCCGUGGGUUCCACACCCAAGGAAACAGAUGGUUUAGCAAUCGUAUCCCUUGUUAGCCCACCAGGGCAUGAAGCUGGUGGGUCUGGAAAUCUUUUACAUAAUGUUGCUAAUGCCUUCCCCAUCUACACACAUUUGUUGGUGUCACCUAGCAAGAAUACCCCAGCUGCCCUGAAAGACUUUGCAAAGCAGUAGAAGAUUCUCCAGUUAGAAGAGAGAGCCUUUUAAAGAAACCAAGUCUCAAUAUGCAUGUAAAAAUAAGUUUUUGGAAAAUGUUACACAUAUUUGCAGUUUUACUUUGUUUUAUAACAAUAUUCCCAAAGCUUAAGAAAAGUUUUUAUGAGCCACAAAUAUUUUCACUCAAUUUAAAGCAAAUUGAGGGUGGUUACUUCUGACCAGCGUAGGCAUUGGUGGGAUGGGAGCUGUGGUCAAAAGAUACUGCAAAUAUUGUUUGUGCUGCUGUAAUUUUUUACAAAGAGCAGAUAUUUGUGCAUACCUUGGGUAAUGAGAACAACAACUUGUGUUAAUAUUCAAAAAUUAUAAAAUAUACAAGCUCCCCCCCACUUUUGUGUAAGAAAUGAGAGGAACUGCAUAAAAGUACAGGGUGCAUGUCAUUUUAGA